GAAGAGUUUUGUAGAAGUAACAAAACAGAGCAAAAAAUGGUUCCUAAUAAGCAAGCUGAAGAGGCCAUAGUAUCUGGGGAAAUGAAGGGUGAAAAUGAGCAAGAUCAGGGAGAAGGGGAGGCAGGGGUAGAUCAGUCAAUGUCUGGCUUCAAAAACUUUCUUUGGCAUGGUGGUUCUGUUUAUGAUGCUUGGUUCAGCUGUGCUUCAAACCAGGUGGCACAAGUUCUGUUGACUUUGCCAUACUCUUUUUCUCAAUUGGGUAUGCUUUCAGGAAUCAUAUUACAAGUGUUUUAUGGUCUUCUUGGAAGUUGGACUGCUUAUCUCAUCAGUGUUCUGUAUGUGGAGUAUAGAGCCAGAAAGGAGAAAGAGAAUGUCAGCUUCAAGAACCAUGUUAUUCAGUGGUUUGAGGUGCUGGAUGGUCUUUUGGGCCCACAUUGGAAAGCUGUGGGGUUGGCCUUCAACUGCACCUUCCUUCUUUUUGGCUCUGUCAUACAACUUAUAGCUUGUGCAAGCAAUAUAUAUUACAUAAACGAUCAUUUGGACAAGAGGACAUGGACAUACAUAUUCGGAGCUUGCUGUGCUACGACCGUCUUCAUACCCUCUUUCCACAAUUACAGAAUUUGGUCUUUUCUUGGCCUUGGCAUGACCACCUACACUGCUUGGUACUUGGCCAUUGCAGCCUUGAUCCAUGGUCAGGGUGAAGGAGUGGUUCAUUCGGGUCCUUCAAAGAUGGUUUUGUACUUCACUGGAGCCACAAACAUACUCUACACUUUUGGUGGACAUGCUGUUACAGUUGAAAUAAUGCAUGCUAUGUGGAAGCCACAGAAAUUCAAGUACAUAUAUCUGUUUGCUACCUUAUAUGUAUUCACCUUAACAUUACCAUCAUCAGCCGCGAUGUACUGGGCCUUCGGUGACCAGCUCCUGAAUCACUCCAAUGCUUUCUCCCUUCUGCCAAAAACUCGAUUCCGUGAUGCAGCCGUGAUCCUCAUGCUCAUCCAUCAGUUUAUAACGUUUGGUUUUGCGUGUACGCCGCUGUAUUUUGUGUGGGAGAAAGUCGUGGGAAUGCACGACACAAAGAGCAUAUGUUUACGAGCAUUAGCUAGGCUGCCAGUGGUGAUACCAAUCUGGUUCCUAGCCAUCAUUUUCCCCUUUUUCGGUCCGAUCAAUUCGGCUGUCGGAGCUCUGUUGGUCAGCUUCACCGUCUACAUCAUCCCAGCUCUUGCCCAUAUGCUCACUUACCGAAAAGCUUCUGCUCGCCAGAACGCAGCGGAGAAGCCUCCAUUCUUUUUGCCGAGCUGGACGGCCAUGUACAUAGUGAACGUAUUUAUUGUCGUGUGGGUUUUUGUGGUGGGGUUCGGAUUCGGAGGGUGGGCAAGCAUGACAAACUUCAUCAAACAGGUUGAUACGUUCGGUCUGUUUGCAAAAUGUUACCAAUGCAAGCCUCCGCCACCGCUACAAAAGCAUUGAAUUUGAUGUUUUUUUGAUCGUUGGUUGUUUUUCUUUGACAUGGUGUUGGUUUUAGACUAGCGGUAAUAUAUGGUGUAGUGUGUAAAAUGGUCGAUGGUGAAUUUAGUGAUGGUCGAAAUAUGGUAUAAAUCUGUUUUAUUGCUGUUGUGACAAUUUUAUGAAUAUAUCAAUUUGAAGUCGUUUUGAUA
This is a messenger RNA of Cynara cardunculus var. scolymus (artichoke), 1655 nucleotides long. RefSeq names its product auxin transporter-like protein 2. The record is from RefSeq and is a predicted model, not a curated record. The transcript is spliced from 8 exons. Gene Ontology annotation, cellular component: plasma membrane. Lineage: Eukaryota; Viridiplantae; Streptophyta; Magnoliopsida; Asterales; Asteraceae. Bases 37 to 1467 code for a protein of 476 amino acids.